Messenger RNA from Phodopus roborovskii (desert hamster), 1285 nucleotides. RefSeq names its product collectrin, amino acid transport regulator (gene Cltrn). The record is from RefSeq and is a predicted model, not a curated record. The transcript is spliced from 6 exons. The coding region runs from base 276 to 944 and encodes 222 amino acids. Lineage: Eukaryota; Metazoa; Chordata; Mammalia; Rodentia; Cricetidae.
UUAUGUCAGCAGAGGAAACAUUCUCCUGAGGUAGUGUUUGGGGAAAAAACAAGUAACUGGUUUUCCAAAUAGAUUUUCGUAAAUAACUGACAGGAGAUGGUCCGCUUCUAUGGAAGUAUUAACCCAGCUGAUGAGUGUUAAUUAUUAAACCUUUUAGAUGGUGGCUGGCUGAUUUCUCUGCUACCCUAAUCCAGGUCACAGAAUAGUUAAAGCAGCUUUAAGUGGAGAGUGGAUUUUUUUUUCUCAGUUUCUCUCCUGUUUUCGACUCUGAAACAAUGUUGUGGCUGCUCUUUUUCCUGGUGACUGCUAUUCAUGCUGAGCUCUGUCAUCCAGAUGCAGAAAAUGCCUUUAAAGUGAGACUUAGCAUCAGAACGGCUCUUGGAGAUAAAGCAUAUGUCUGGGACACAGAUGAAGAAUACCUCUUCAGAGCAAUGGUGGCAUUCUCCAUGAGAAAAGUUCCCAACAGAGAAACAACAGAAAUUUCUCAUGUCCUGCUUUGCAACGUAACCCAGAGGGUAUCAUUCUGGUUUGUGGUCACAGAUCCUUCCAAAAAUCAUACUCUUCCUGCAGCUGAAGUACAGUCGGCCAUAAGAAUGAAUAGGAACCGGAUCAACAGUGCAUUCUUUUUGGAUGAUCAAACUCUAGAAUUUUUAAAAAUUCCUGCUACUCUUGCACCACCCACGAAUUCAUCUGUGCCCGUCUGGAUUAUUGUAUUUGGUGUGAUAUUUUGCAUUGUCAUAGUUGCAAUUGCACUUCUGGUUCUGUCAGGAAUCAGGCAACGACGAAGGAACAAUAAAGGACCACUUGGAGUGGAGGAUGCAGAGGACAAGUGUGAAAACAUAAUCACAAUUGAAAACGGCAUCCCCUGUGAUCCCUUGGACACAAAGGAAGGCCACAUUAAUGAUGGCUUCUUGACAGAGGAUGAACGCCUCACCCCUCUCUGAGAGUAAUAGUUUCUUGGCAGAUUUAUUUGGUUUCACCACUCUUUUUUUGUAAGAAAUUUUCAGUAUGCUUGACUGUGGUAGACAAUGAAUUAUACCCUCAAAGACCACUGCAAUCAUAAGGCAUUGAGUUCUCAAAAAGGUUUAAAACUUUCCCCUGAUAACUGAGUGUCUAAAUGUAGUCAUGUGUGUUUUUAAUUACUGAUCUGAGUAUUUUUAGAAAUAGAGUCAGGGCUAUAAAUAUAUUUCACACUUUGAAGACCUAAGAAAAAAAUUAAAAUUUCCAAUGGAGAAUAACUAAAACGGUGGCAUAGAAAUAAUUGAAAAAUGAUCUGUUUUGACUA